Molecule: messenger RNA, 1125 nt
Organism: Marmota flaviventris (yellow-bellied marmot)
Lineage: Eukaryota; Metazoa; Chordata; Mammalia; Rodentia; Sciuridae
Gene: Rimoc1
Product: RAB7A interacting MON1-CCZ1 complex subunit 1
Biological process (GO): mitophagy
Source: RefSeq, a predicted model, not a curated record
ACCUUUGUGGGCCCUGGUCGGUUCUCUCCCGGAGCUGAAGUCUCCUCCCAGCAACCAGUCGAGCUCCGCCCCCUCGCCCAGCAGUAGGUGGGGGAUCAGGUGAUCUUGGGUUGGCGUGGUCACGUGGCCGGGGCGUGCCCGCCGGUUGUGGCCAUGGCGGCCGCAGUCUCAACUGUGGUGAGGCGAGUGGAGGAGCUGGGGGACCUGGCUCAAGCCCACAUACAGCAACUUAGUGAAGCCGCGGGUGAAGACGAUCACUUUUUAAUUCGGGCCUCAGCAGCUCUGGAAAAACUGAAACUUUUAUGUGGAGAAGAGAAAGAAUGUUCAAAUCCAUCAAAUCUUCUAGAACUUUAUACACAGGCUAUUUUGGACAUGACAUAUUUUGAGGAGAAUAAGCUAGUAGAUGAAGAUUUUCCUGAAGAUUCUUCUUACCAGAAAGUAAAAGAACUAAUCAGUUUUCUUUCAGAACCAGAAAUUUUAGUUAAAGAAAAUAAUAUGCAUCCAAAACUUUGUGAUUUGCUUGGGGAUGAGCUACUUGAAUGUCUCUCUUGGAGACGAGGAGCCCUACUGUAUAUGUAUUGUCAUUCUCUGACCAAAAGAAGAGAGUGGCUCUUGAAAAAAUCUAGUUUGCUUAAAAAGUACCUUGUUGAUGGAAUCAAUUACUUACUACAAAUGCUUAAUUAUCGGUGUCCUAUCCAGUUAAAUGAAGGAGUUUCUUUUCAAGACUUAGACACAGCUAAAUUACUGAGUGCAGGAAUAUUUAGUGACAUUCAUUUGCUGGCUAUGAUGUACAGUGGAGAAAUGUGUUACUGGGGAUUGAAACAUUGUGUGGAUCAACAGCCAGAAAAUCGUGAAAUGGAUACUGGUGUUUCCGGAGCAAGCUGCAUGACACACAAGGAAUCCUUGGAUUUCCGAGAAGUAGGAGAAAAAAUUUUGAAAAAGUAUGUAUCUGUGUGUGAAGGACCCCUGAAGGAACAAGAGUGGAAUACAACAAAUGCAAAACAAAUUUUAAAUUUCUUUCAGCAGUCCUGUAAGUAGUAAUUCAUCUGGUCUUUUUCAAUCAGAAAGACAAAAAGACCCAUGUGAUGGAAAAUAAAUAAAUAAAUAAAUAAAAGACAUACUGAA